CUCUCAGCAGCAGCCUCCUCACUGUCAGCCUCAGUAACAUGGAGAUGGUCGUCCUUGAAAAUGAACCUGAAGUCUUGAUGGAAAACAUCUCCAAUAAAGGCAACAGAGACACAUCUGCAGCACCAGGUCUGAAGCUGUACAGGUGUGUUGCUGUGUCUUUUGGUCUCCUCUGCAUCAUUCAGGUUGCUCUCAACAUUUCCUUGAGACUUUCUCUCGAGAGGGACAAUCUGAGGAAGCUCAACUCUGACUAUGAAGCCGGGACCAAAAACCUGACUGAAGAGAGAGAUGAGCUGAAAGGGAAGCUGAAUGACUACAUUUCAGGUAAUGAAGCCAAGAUUAAAACCCUGACUGGAGAGAGAGAUGAGCUGAAGAGGAGACUGGAUGUCUUAAUUUCAGGUAAUGAAGGCAAGAUUAAAACCCUGACUGGAGAGAGAGAUGAGCUGAAGAGGAGACUGGAUGUCUUAAUUUCAGGUCAUGGAGCUGAGAUUAAAACCCUGACUGGAGAGAGAGGUGAGCUGAGGAGGAGACUGGAUGAGUCUCAAUCCCAGCAGAAUGCCCUGAUAAGAGAGAGAGAUGAGUUGAAGAGGACCUUGAAUGACUUUGAUCAGCUUUUUCAAAAAGGGUGGGAGUAUUUCCAUUCCAGCUUCUAUUACAUUUCUUCCACUGAGAAAACCUGGCAGGAGAGUCGAGAUGACUGUGUGAGCAGAGGGGCCAACCUGAUGAUUAUAGACAGCCAAGAAGAACAGGACUUCACAAGAAGAUUUCCCAAGAGAAUGUGGAUUGGACUGACUGACAGAGCACAGGAAGGGACGUGGCGAUGGGUGGACGGGACUCUGCUUCAGAGAAGCUACUGGUACAGUGGAGAACCCAAUGACGAGUGGGGAGAGGAAGAUUGUGCAGAAAUAAAUUACAAAGAUGUGGAAAACAGCUGGAAUGACAUGCCAUGUGACAGACAAAUCCACUGGAUCUGUGAGAAGAAAAUGGCUCCAUAAGUCAGCAUCCCAGGUUGUUUUUCAGGUCCUCAUCCAAUGAGAUCAAAUCAGAUAUAAUCAAAACAGCUCAUUUUCAAAUCUUUGCAGCCCUUUCAGAUUUACAUGCAUAUACAUUUUGAAGAGUUGAAUUUAGAAAAUUGUUUGGUUUUUUUUGCAACUGCAUGUUACUCAUCUGUAGCAAUCAGCAUCCGAUCCUCGAAGUUCAUUAAGUUGUGAGGUGGUAUCACCAUGUCUUACAGCUGCUGUGCUCAUCACAACCUACAGAUGACCAGCUGAUUUGAAAUACAGGAUAUCGAAUUUCUAUGUCAAGCUAGCAACUCACACUUAUUGAUGUAACCUCAAUAAACCCUGACAUCAAUGUUUCCUUGUGGGAUCGUGUAGGACUUAAGCAUGGUGAAGCUCUUUUACACACUUCACCUCCUCCCAUGUACACUGUGACCCUGAAGGUUGGAUAGAAGCCCGUUAUCGCGAAUCACAUCAGCUGAAUGAGUCACCCUCUGGCCUCAGAAAUAGUUCACUUGCACAAACAAACUCUUGGACUCGAAGCUCACCACACAUACAUAUUCAGUCCCCCGAUCUUUUCCAGCCUCCACCCCCUCCCCCUACUUCUUUACUGUCGAAGGACAUGAGGUGGGCGGUGCAAAACGACAGUUCCCUAUGUGAUAGUUGUCCUGUGACCUGAGAGCAGUGAUAGAAGCUUGACCUCUUUCCCUUUGCUCUUUUCCCUUACUCCUCUGACCCAGUCAAGCCCCCCACCCCCCAAACUCUGUUCUUUCUUUCUUUCAAGUGUGGCGCACCUCAUGGCCUCACAGCUCUAAACUGAAUUUCUACCUUCGGGAUGAAUAAAGUUUCUUGAAUCUUGACUCUUUAAUUGUGCAUUACCUGCUGAAAAAGACCACUGCUGUCAGAUUCAACUGUUAAAAUGUGAAAUAAUGC
Molecule: messenger RNA, 1928 nt
Organism: Salarias fasciatus (jewelled blenny)
Lineage: Eukaryota; Metazoa; Chordata; Actinopteri; Blenniiformes; Blenniidae
Product: CD209 antigen-like protein A
Exons: 11
Coding region: 39-992 (317 amino acids)
Source: RefSeq, a predicted model, not a curated record